GUUAUUUCAUCAUCAUCAAAUGGACCAAUAACACUGAUUAUUUAUUUUCAUGGACUAUAACCUUCAACCUGUUCUAAUAAGACCCCUCUUCUGUAACUCUUUUUGAGCGGCAUGAGACGAUGACCGAAGGGCAUGACCGAGCUUGGCAAAAAUAUUUACCUUUUCUUUGUUCGGAAGUUGAAAGAAUGUUUCGAGGUUUGCGGGUCCCCGCCCUCGUACCCAGCAUGCAUUGCGACUAUGGCGGCUUGGAGAUGAGAAGCGUUUUUUCUUGGUUCGCGCCUUCUUCAUUUUGUCACGUCUGAAAACGGACACUUAGGUCAGGUGAGAACUAUUUACCAGGACUUUUCGCUCGGAGACGCUCACGGCAUUACCUGGCUGUGUUUUCAAGUUUCAAGGUGGUUUCUAUCGGGAGUGGCGAGCCCGACAAGGUUGAGCGGUGGGGUCGUGUGAGGUGUUGACCGGUGGGUGGGCUAGUCAGCCUUCGGUGUUUGUGUCAGCAACCAACGGACUCGGUCGUGAGAUUUGGCCGCUCUCGUACAAACUGUGAAUGGAGCGGUUGUUUUGCACUUGCCGUCGCCCACACAGGUCUGACAAAUUGCCAGCUUUAUAGUGAGGAAAGCUUGCGCUGGCUUUCGGAGAGAAGCUUUUGUCUAAAGUUCUCUCUAAACGGCGUUUGUCUCCGUUACACCAGAACUUGGCGACAUCGCAACUCCAGCCCCCCUCCCUUCAUCAUAAUACAACAUGUGAACUUUAUUGACCUGAGGAAGACACUGACGUGCCAUCAGCCAUGAAAAAUCCCGCCUAAAAUAGCCCUACAAACUGGAUCCCCUGUUUGUUGUUUUGGGACUAGCGUGGCUUCGCCAGUUGAAUCCAGACGGACAUAGCGGUGCACGGAGAUAUAAAUUUCCGUCCUCCCUUCGUCUUCUUGGAUUUCGUUUUGCUCCCUGAGGACUGUAACAAGCGACAACAACAUGGCAUCUCGUGAAGAAUCCCGCUCCAAACGGAACACCAUCUACUCCUACAUCCCGUGUGCGGAGAACGACGUGCAGGACUGGAACACCUUCGGGGGCACCCCGGGGAAGAGACCGAAGAUCAUCCCUGGUGCGUCCUGCCAGGCUCUACGGACUGCCGUGUCCAACCUAGCCCGCCUGGACGACUUCGUCUGCGACAAGAUAGGAUCAGGCUUCUUCUCCGACGUCUUUAAGGUGACCCACAGAGUGACAGGUCAGGUGAUGGUCCUAAAGAUGAACACCAACAGCAGUAACAGACCCAACAUGCUGAGGGAGGUCCAACUCAUGAACAGACUCUCACACCCCAACAUUCUCAGAUUCAUGGGAGUAUGCGUCCAUGAGGGCCAGUUGCAUGCACUGACUGAGUACAUGAACAGUGGGAGUCUGGAGGACCUGUUGGAUGGACCAGAGUACCUGUCGUGGGUCACCAGGGUCAAACUAGCUCUAGACAUAGCACGGGGCAUGGCUUACCUCCACUCCAGGGGUGUGUUUCACAGGGACUUGACUUCUAAGAAUUGUUUGAUUCGGACUCAUGAUGACGGCACAUACAUGGCAGUGGUGGGAGACUUUGGUUUGGCUGAGAAAAUCCCCGAUCCAAAUGACAGUGUCCACCUAUCUAUAGUUGGAUCUCCCUAUUGGAUGGCACCCGAGUGUCUGCGAAGUCAGAGAUAUAAUGAAAAGGCUGAUGUCUUCUCCUUUGGGAUUGUCCUGUGUGAGAUCAUCGCCAGAGUGCCUGCAGAUCCAGACUAUCUCCCUCGGACAGAGAACUUUGGCUUGGACUACAAUGCCUUCACAGACAUGUGUGGAGACUGCCCCUCUGCCUUCCUACAGCUGGCCUUCAACUGUUGCAAUGUGGACGUGACCCUGCGACCGUCCUUUGAAGAGCUGGUGCCUCAGCUGGAGUCUGUGCUGUCCCGGCUGGAGAAGGAGGAGGAGGAACAUGUGCAGCAGCUGGGGAACGACACGGUCGCCAUACAGGUGGUGGACGGGGAGGAACACGAACAGGAGGAGAUUGUCCUGACGGAGAAAGCUGGAUUCACGAACGGUAACGUUACCAUGGGCCUGAAGAGAUCUAAGCCAGUCUUCAACUGCCCGCUGCCCACCAAGUCACCCCGUCCGCGCCGUAAGGUCAACCUGUCCCGCAGCGUAUCGGACAUUUCUGACUGGGAGAGAAAGAACAGUUCUAUCGAAGACCUGUGUGUUUCCGAUCCAUACUAUACACCCAAACGGACUUCUUCCCGUGUUAACCCCUUCAGCACAAUAGAACACUUGAAAGGAGGGAAAACAAAGCUUCUCGACAAUCCCAGCCCAUCCGUCCUGUCCUUGGCUUUCGAACUCCCGUCGCCAUCUGAUGCGCCCACCCCUCCGUGCACGCCGGUGGAGACGGAGGCCGUUACGGAGAACCUCUUGCCGCCGUACCUCUCUCCAAAGGGAAGUCGCUCUCUCCCGGCCUCCCCUAUUAUGGGCAGGAGGGCGUUCAUGAACGUUUUGAAUGUGGACAGUGAGGAUGUGCUGGGGACAUCCCUGGAUAGGACAUUUCUGAAUAAGUCUAAACCUACCGCGAAGGCCCCAUUGAACAGUACGCAGGAGAGCACGCCGUGUCGAGGGUUUGAUUCAUUCCAGUUCUCUCCCAUCAUGCCGAUCCCCGGGCUGGACAUGCGGGACAGACAGCCGUCCAGCGACUCGAGUCUGAGCGAGGAGGAAGAGAUGGAACAGAGCAUGUCGCAUCUAGAAAUCCCCCGGGAGGACGACAGAAGUCUCAGCAAGGUUAGCGUUGUCAACAACUCCAGUAAGCCCGAACCUGACGUUGACAAGGAGUUUAUAACCUACACGGAAAACAUUCAAAAACUCGUGAAGAAUUGUCAGCAAUUGUCUCCUGAUCCUCUGACUCCGCCCAACUCCGCAGGCUCAGCGGACAGUGGCAUUGGUAAACCCAACGGAUACAGCUUUGAGUCACAAUAGACAAGGUAAAGCAAGGGAAGAAGACUUUGAUAAUACCAGUCCCCAUAGGGUUGCAGUUGUAGAGACUCCUGCAAGGUGGUGCUGCUGACUGGUGGAACAGUGUACUGUACAGGGUAUGAUGAUAAAACCCACAACUCAAAGGUUAUUAGGAGGUCUGGCUUUGAAGAAAAAGCAACUGUUCAUGGCUGUGCCAUGUAACUUGUGAAAGCAGUCAGAAGUUAGAGGUACAUUGAAUAUACCCUGCUUGACUGUGAUUACUGAACAAUAGUCUGGAAUGGAGAAAGAUGCGAUAGAAGUGUUAAAGGAAACUCUGUGGCAAGAAGUUUUGAAGCAAUAAAAGAAACAUCAGAGGAGCAGCUAGGUACUUAUAGCAGAAAGCCAGAUCUCUCAAGUGAGCAAGACUUGUAUGAUAUUAGGAAUAAACUUACCUUCAAAAGGUUUAGUAUGCUUGCUGUAUAUUUUGUUCCAAUAUGUGCAUAUUUGCUUUGCUUGUAAUUUUUCUCAGCUGAAAGAGACAAAAAUAUCACAAGUUCUGUUGCAAUAUUGUUGGAUAAUAUGACAGCCCUUUUUCCUGUCUAAAGCUUAUACAUAACUGUUGUUUAUACCAAAGACUGGCUUGUAUGAUAUGAUUUAAAUUAUACUUGCAUUGAUGCUAUUGAUAACUUAUGUCAGUGUAUCCAUAUGAAUAGAAAUGAAUUUCGGAUGUUGACGUUACAAGGAUGAUUAUUUUGAGCAUUAAGUUAAAUGACUCUAUUGUUAAAUGUUGCACUGUCUGGUCACACGAUGCACGGUAGGAAUUAUUUAUUCAGAUAAUAUUUCAUGGAUGAUGAUGUUCUGAAGGGUAACUGUACAUUAUGAAUAAUAUGAUGUGAUUUUGUAGUGAUAGUUUUGACUUCAAAUACCAGUAUCAAAGAUCAACCCUU
Messenger RNA from Branchiostoma floridae (Florida lancelet), 3895 nucleotides. RefSeq names its product dual specificity testis-specific protein kinase 2-like. Gene Ontology annotation, biological process: actin cytoskeleton organization; protein phosphorylation. Gene Ontology annotation, cellular component: nucleus; cytoplasm. The coding region runs from base 972 to 2972 and encodes 666 amino acids. Gene Ontology annotation, molecular function: protein serine/threonine kinase activity; ATP binding. Lineage: Eukaryota; Metazoa; Chordata; Leptocardii; Amphioxiformes; Branchiostomatidae. The transcript is spliced from 10 exons. The record is from RefSeq and is a predicted model, not a curated record.